Elgaria multicarinata webbii is the source of this 2671-nucleotide messenger RNA. It is a transcript of the gene ARCN1, whose product is annotated as archain 1. Gene Ontology annotation, biological process: endoplasmic reticulum to Golgi vesicle-mediated transport; retrograde vesicle-mediated transport, Golgi to endoplasmic reticulum; Golgi localization. Gene Ontology annotation, cellular component: COPI vesicle coat. The coding region runs from base 99 to 1634 and encodes 511 amino acids. The record is from RefSeq and is a predicted model, not a curated record. Lineage: Eukaryota; Metazoa; Chordata; Lepidosauria; Squamata; Anguidae. The transcript is spliced from 10 exons.
UUCCGCUUGGGAGACGUGGCUCGGGCCCGCCAUCUUGUGUGGCAGCCUCGGCAGGAGAGCCGGACGGGCAACCAGACGCCGCCGCCGCCGCCGCCGCCAUGGUGCUCUUGGCUGCUGCCGUCUGCACAAAAGCCGGGAAGGCGAUUGUCUCACGCCAGUUUGUGGAGAUGACCCGGACUCGUAUUGAGGGGCUCCUGGCAGCCUUCCCCAAGCUCAUGAACACUGGGAAGCAGCACACGUUUGUGGAGACGGAGAGCGUGCGGUAUGUCUACCAGCCAAUGGAGAAGCUGUACAUGGUGCUGAUCACCACCAAAAACAGCAACAUCCUGGAGGACCUUGAAACUCUCCGGCUCUUCUCUCGAGUGAUCCCUGAGUACUGUAGAGCACUGGAAGAGAAUGAAAUCUCUGAACAUUGCUUUGAUCUAAUAUUCGCCUUUGAUGAGAUUGUUGCACUUGGCUACCGGGAGAACGUCAACCUGGCCCAGAUCCGCACUUUUACAGAGAUGGACUCUCACGAGGAGAAAGUCUUCAGAGCUGUCCGUGAGACACAAGAGCGUGAGGCCAAGGCUGAGAUGCGCCGGAAAGCCAAGGAGCUGCAGCAAGCGCGCAGGGAUGCUGAGCGCCGGGGCACCAAAGCACCGGGCUUCGGUGGCUUUGGCAGCUCAGCUGUGUCGGGAGGAACCACGGCUGCCAUGAUCACUGAAACCAUCAUUGAGACCGAGAAGCCCAAAGUGACUCCAUUACCAACCAGGCCGUCUGGUUCAAACAAGGCACUCAAACUUGGCGCAAAGGGGAAAGAAGUGGACAAUUUUGUGGAUAAGCUAAAGUCUGAAGGAGAAAAUAUUGUUUCCUCUUCUGCCGGCAAGCGUUCCUCGGAUGCCGCCACCAUUCUCGCUCCGCCCAUUAACAUGGAGAGCGUGCACAUGAAGAUAGAGGAGAAGAUCUCGCUGACCUGUGGCCGGGACGGGGGGCUGCAGAACAUGGAGCUGCAUGGCAUGAUCAUGCUGCGCGUCUUGGAGGAAAAGUUUGCCCGGAUCCGCAUCCACAUCGAGAACGAGGACAAGAAGGGGGUGCAGCUCCAGACUCACCCCAAUGUUGAUAAGAAGCUUUUUACAUCGGAGUCUCUGAUUGGCCUGAAGAAUCCAGAGAAGUCUUUUCCCAUCAAUAGCGAUGUGGGUGUGCUGAAAUGGCGGCUGCAGACUACAGAGGAAUCUUUCAUUCCAUUGACAAUUAAUUGCUGGCCGUCGGAGAGCGGCAGCGGCUGUGAUGUCAACAUCGAGUACGAGCUGCAGGAGGAGGGCCUAGAGUUAAAUGACGUGGCGAUCGCCAUCCCCUUGCCGCCUGGCGUGGGGGCUCCCGUGAUCGGGGAGAUCGAUGGGGAAUAUCGCCACGACAGCCGGAGAAACCUCCUGGAGUGGUGCUUGCCUGUGAUCGAUGCCAAAAACAAGAGCGGCAGCCUGGAGUUCAGCAUUGCCGGGCAGCCGAACGACUUCUUCCCCGUCCAUGUCUCCUUCGUGUCCAAGAAGAACUAUUGCAACAUCCAGGUUAUCAAAGUGACCCAGGUCGAUGGGAACAGCCCUGUCAGGUUCUCUACAGAGACCACCUUCCUCGUGGACAAGUACGAGAUCCUGUAGCCCCCACUGCAGAGAAGCGGCAAGCAAGACUGAGGCCGUGGCCUCUUGGGACAGGGCUGCAGCCUUUCUGCAUCCGGGGAUACUGACAUGUUAGUUCGCCCACCGACAUUUCCGAGGUCACAGCCAUUCCGGCAGGGAGAGACUGCUUGCUUCUCUGGCACAGCCGGGCCCGACCAGGCAGCCGCCACCGCCACCUCCCAUCUUCUUAGGCACGCUCCUUCUGUGCUUUAAUUCACAGUGGGUGCCUCCCUCCUCUCCCCUCCCCCCUCCCUCCUCCCCCCCACAAGCAGACACACACUCCCCCACCCAGGGCAUCCUCCUUGUUAAUGGCCACUUAUUUUGAGGGGUGGGGUGGUGGCUCUUGCACCCAGCAUCAGUCAGGGGAGACCAGCUGGGAUCCCUAGCAAGCUCUAGUGCAGCAGGGAAGCGCCCGCCCGCCCCUUUGCCAAUGCAUCUGGCGCCCUGGGUGGGUGUUCUGCGGGGGAAGCCUCCGUGCUUGUGCAGCUCCUUUCUGGCCUGGUCCGGCUCUGGGCUCUUGCCCGAAGGCGCCUCCUUUCUGCCCUUGAAGCUGCUGCCCACCCAGAGGAGCACCUGACGACUGUCUCCGGCCCUUCCUGCCUGGGGGAGUCCCUUGAAAUCCCCAUCACUGGAGAGGGAUAGAAGUAGCCUUUGGCAUGUGCCAGUUGUGCCCACCUGCUAAAGAAGUCACCAGCCUCUCCCACAUUGCCUCAUCGCUGGCGUGGCCCUUUCCAAAGUGUCCUGUGGAUGGGGUGGGGGGGCGAGCCCUGUACCGUAGCUAGUAGUUUGCUGAUCUCAGCUGUGUUCGAGAGUUGUCUGUCUGGUUUUUAAAAUGGAGUUAAGUUUAGUUCCAACAUCAAAUGAGUUUUUUCUCCCCUUUAAAUUACAUUUGGAGAGGGGGCGAUAUUUAAAUAAGGUUUUGUAACCCUGUAAAAUAAUGAGCUAGGGUCUAUAACACAUUCCAGUGUACACAAAGAACCCCCCUGCCCCAGAAUCCAAUAAAGAGUAUUCUAAAAGGA